This is a messenger RNA of Bipolaris oryzae ATCC 44560, 612 nucleotides long. RefSeq lists its product as uncharacterized. Gene Ontology annotation, cellular component: U2-type prespliceosome; U1 snRNP; precatalytic spliceosome. The annotation marks the transcript as partial. The transcript is spliced from 2 exons. Gene Ontology annotation, biological process: mRNA splicing, via spliceosome. The record is from RefSeq and is a predicted model, not a curated record. Gene Ontology annotation, molecular function: mRNA binding; U1 snRNA binding. Lineage: Eukaryota; Fungi; Ascomycota; Dothideomycetes; Pleosporales; Pleosporaceae.
AUGACACAUUUACUCCCGCCGAUGCUGUUGAACCUCUUCGCCCCGCGGCCGCCUCUGCGAUGGGUUGAACCUACUGACCACGCGCCAGAAAAGCGUUGCACGCCCAAGAUUGGCGGUAUCGCGCAAUACAUGGACGCUCUACGCGAAUACAAGGACAAUGAUGGCUACGUGCCCACCGACAGCUGGCUUCAGAAGCGCGACCGCAAGAAGCUCGAAAAGAAGGAGAAACAGGAGAAGCUUAUCACCGAAGGCGUCAAGAAUUACAAACCCUCCGAGGAUCCGAAGGUACAGGGCGACGCUUUCAAAACACUAUUCGUGUCUCGUCUAUCAUACGGCAUCACCUCUGACGACCUGGAGCGCGAAUUUGGUCGCUACGGUCCCAUUGAGCGUAUUCGCAUUGUUGAAGACAUCACGCAGCCAGAAGACGCGCCACCCAAGAAGCGCAAGCGCGGUUAUGCCUUUAUUGUGUUUGAGCGCGAGAAGGACAUGAAGGCUGCAUACAAAGAGACAGAUGGCAUCAAGAUCAAAGACCGACGUGUUCUAGUCGACGUUGAGCGCGGUCGCACAGUUUCUGGCUGGCGUCCACGUCGCUUUGGUGGUGGCCUUGGCGGC